GUACUGACUGGCUCCAGUGUGGUUCGCCAGGUUAUGCGCCAGACGGAAAGCCAUCGGACGCGCAUCGCCUUCUUUGCCGGCCUUCAGCUGAACAUUGAUACCAUGCCGCCAGAACAGAAGGUAGUCAUGAACAACACCAUCACCAACGUUGGCAACGCCUAUGACGCCGAGAGAGGGGAAUUCUGCGCCACGGUGGACGGUGUCUACGCCCUCAUCGUCGCAAUAUCGGCUCAGGGUCAAAAACAGGCUGCUGUUCGGUUGAUGCACAACGACAAGCACAUAUUUGACGUCUGGUGUGAAAGCUCACCUUGGUCGACAGCAACCAACCAGGCACUGCUACUCAUGAGGCGAGGCGACUGCGCAUGGCUACAACUGCGAGAUUCCGCAAUCUACCUACACGGCUACAUGUACUCAACCUUUGCUGGAUACCUGCUCUUUGAACAUCCCCUGGUUUAG
Molecule: messenger RNA, 456 nt
Organism: Dibothriocephalus latus
Lineage: Eukaryota; Metazoa; Platyhelminthes; Cestoda; Diphyllobothriidea; Diphyllobothriidae
Source: the annotation of a GenBank genome assembly